AGAAGCACCAAAAAUAGACUUAAACUAUUUCUUAAAGCAAAAAAAAUAAUAAUAAAACAAAGAGAAAAAUAUAUAAAAAAUCAAGAAGAAAUUACUUACAAAAUACAUCAUUUCCAAAAGAAUUUAAAGGAUUUAUAUAACAAAAUUCGAUAUUCACGAAAUAAAAAGGAUUUUUUCCAAUAAUUUUACGAUUUAAAAUAAUGAAAAUUAUGAAAAUUUAAGAAACAAAUUAAACGAAAAUUUUUAUACCUUUUUAAAAUACUAAAAACUACUAAUAAAAAGAGAAGAACAAAAUAAUUUUAAUUUCUGUAGAAUUAAAUAAAAUUUUCCUAAAAAAAAGCGAAUACACACAAAAAUAAUUCAGAAGAAAAAAAAUAUUCGAAGCGUAAAAGAAUUUGCAAAGAAUCAAUUUUUAUUUUUCUUGUAAAAAAAGCGAAAAAAAGCAAAUUUUAUCAAAAAUCAACUAAAAGAAUAAAAAAAAUCAAUUCAUUAGACAAAGGAUUACCAAUUUUUUAUAAAUAUUUCAAGGAUUUUAAAUCAGCAAGAAGAAAACCAGAAGAAAAUAAAUAAAAAAAAACGAAAAAUAAAAAUUUUCGUGGGCUCCGCAUUAACCCCUUUCCCAAAUAAGGGGCUAAACGAUUUUCGAUACAUUCGGUGUGAAAUAAGUUGAGAAAACAAAAAAUAAGAAAAAAAUAAACAAAAAACAAUAAUUAGAAAAGUGGUGCUAUUUACAUACUAUGCGCUUAGUUUUCAAAAUAGCAAUUUAAAAGACUUGAAUUAUUUAAUGAACGUUUAUAAAAAUACUCGUACAUAAAUAGUAUUAUAAUAAAAAUAAGCCUAUUUAUAACAGUUCAUAUAACAAUUGAUCCCAUCUAAUUUAGUAAUAAUAAACGUAUAAUUAAUUAAAACGGAAAAAUUAAAAACGAAACAAGAAAAUUUUUUAAUUUCAAAAACAAAGAAAAAAAAAAUUGCAAAACCAUUAAAUUUAUUUUUUUUUUAAUUUGUUUUUAUGUUUUCGUUUUCAAUUGCAAUUAACUGUAUAACAAUAUAACAAGUUGGUUGAAACUCUUCUUUUUGAAUAUUUCUUUGAUAUCACAAACGAUAAAAAAUUUAUACUGAAAAAAAAAUAAUAUAGAAAAAAAGGGGCCUAAAAUUUAAAGGAUUAAAAAAAAGAGCAGUCAGAAGAGAAGUGGUUGUGGCAGUUCUAUAGAAGAAAACAAAAAAAAAAUUAAAGGUGUAAAUUUGCUUACCAGAGCCAACCGAAAAUUUAAACCAAUGCAUUUAGGUUUUAAACGUGAAAAAACACGAAAAAGUUCUAACAACAAAAAAUGUCUUUACCCCGAGAGUGUAAUUUACAGGAUUCACGGGGAUCAAUUUACAGCUCGUCUCAACCGAACCCAACUAGUGGAAUCGAGUACGAGUCGGGAGGGAUCUUUUGUGCUGACAGAUCAACAUCAACAAUCGCCGAUGACAAUGAUAACAUCGGAUCCAAUCCAAUGGCCACAACAACAAAUCUCAUUGGUUGUCAGGAAUCCGGAUCAUUAUUCUCAGUGCAUUCAGCGCCACCAGUACCUCUCGCAGAAUUGGGAAUCAUCCAAAAUGAUAAUCCCAUUCAUGGAUUCGGAUGCCAACGGCCAGGAUUUGCCGGACUUAAAGAAACAAAUUCUGCAACAUCAACAAUUACCACCCAUACAGAUCUUGGAAUUUACGGACCACGACGAAAAAGUUUCAUCACCGAAUCAGAUGACAUCAUUGGAAACACAAUUGUUAACAGUGGAAUUGAAAGACAGCCAACCGGAAAUGUUACACCAAAAAGACCAGGCUCACUUAAAAUUAACUCGCUUCCACCACCAACGACAACAUCAAAGACAUUACAUGCGACAUUCUUGCAACAUCAAAUUUCUGAAAUCGAAGAGGAUGAUAAUGAAAAUUUGUUGACUGUAUCCAGUAUUACAGCAAGACCAUUAAUUGCAAAAUCUAGAGAAAUUCGAACGAGCCGCUUAUUAGCUGAAAAAGAAAAGAAGGAGCAGCAGAAAAAGCGUAAACGUAACAAUAAUGCCCCUUCUUCUGCUUCAUCAUCGGCAUCAUAUGAACCACCAGAUGGUGGAUAUGGUUGGUUUAUUGUUUUUGGUGCCUUUUCAGUACAAUUUUGGGUAGCUGGUCUUGUUAAAUCGUAUGGAGUUUUGUAUGUUGAAAUAAUGGAAACAUUUCCAAAAACGUCAGCAAGUGUUGCAUCAUGGAUCCCAGCAAUUCUCUCAGCACUCUGUUUAGCUUUAGCUCCAUUGUCGAGCGCAUUAUGUCAAAAAUAUUCAUGCCGAGUUGUUGUAUUCAUAGGUGGUUUAUUUUGUGCUUUUGGAAUGACUUUAAGUUAUUUUGCAACAGAUUUACUUCAUUUACUCUUUACUUUUGGGAUUUUAACAGGAAUUGGAGGUGGAUUAUCAACAACACCAGGUGUUGUUAUUGUAUCUCAGUACUUUGAUAAGCAUCGAGCUCUGGCCAAUGGAAUCACCGUUUCUGGAACAGCAGCUGGUAGCUUUAUAUUGCCAGUUUUGAUCAAACAUUUAGUAGACAAUUUCGGAUUUCAUGGUACAAUAUUGAUUUUGGGAGGAUGUAUGCUGCAUGUUUGUCUUUCGGCAACGCUUUAUAGACCCCUUGAAAUUAAAGAGGAAGAAGAAGAAGAAACACCAAGAGUCAACAUCUUAGGAAGUACAGAAAUUACGAAAUCAUUAACAGAUUUGACAACUGGUAGUGCGUACGGUGGUUUAUUAACAGGUUCAACUUAUCUAAAUUCGGCGGACGAUUUACCUGAUCCCAAAUUUAUUGAACAUUUGUUCCUAGAGGAAACUAAAAAUCGUAUUAAUGAUUAUUACAAUACAAAUAAAUUUAUAAAUAAUGCUGAAAAAACAUCACAGCUGGGUGAUAUUAGUGAUGAUGAAGGAAAGGAUAUUGUUGGUGAAACGACAUUCAUGAGACCUAUUAAAUCAGGUUGCAGUUCAACUAUUUUACAUUCAGUUGAAGACUUGAGCACUGAUUCAACAUGCGUAUAUCGGAAAAGAUCUGGAACAGAUUCAAAUCGUGGAAGCAGACGUCGUAAAUAUAACAUCAGUACUGAUGAAAUAAUUUCCAAAAUGAAUGAAAAUAAUGAUAAAUCUCAAACACCUAUGAUAUCAUCUGUACCACCAAUUUCAAAUACAAAUAAGGGAUUGAGUAAAAGCAUGGAAAUUCCAACACCUAGUAGUUUUUAUGAAGAAGGGAGUUUCGACGAGGAAAUUCAAGAAGCGAAAACAUGUUGCGAUCGUAUACAAGAAUAUUUGGAUAUAAGUCUUUUGAAAGAUACCACAUUUAUUUUAAUGUGUUUAUCAGUUACAUUAAUGUCAGUCGGAUGUCCUUACAUGUUAUAUUAUUUACCAGCUCAUGUUAUUUCUAUAGGGUACAGCAAAAGUGAAGGAGGUUAUUUGGUAGCUGUAAGUGCAGCAUUAGACUUGAUUGGUCGAUUAGGUUUGGGUUGGUUAUCCGAUUUGCAAUUAUUUGACCGAAAGAAAACCUAUAUAAUUUGCAUUAUUGGAGCUGGAAUAGCAGUAUUAACAAUACCAUCUGUAAAUUCAUUUUAUGUCAUGGGCUUACUUUUAGCAACAUAUGGUUUAUGUCUUGGAUGUUGGUAUUUAUUAAUGCCAGUUUUAUUAGCCGAUUUAUUUGGUACAGAUCGUAUUAGUUCCAGUUAUGGUUUAGUUCGUAUGUUUCAGAGUAUCGGUGCAAUAUCUGUUCCGCCGUUGGCUGGGUUUUUACGUGAUUUAUCUGGAAACUAUAAAAUAUGUUUCUAUUGUAUGGGUUCAUGUAUGGUUUGCGGUUGUAUACCAUUAUUGGUUUAUGCAGUCAUGAAAAGAAGAAAAAAAAAGUAUUCAUUUCGUUGUGAAAGUGAAAAUAAUUCAAUUUCUUAAAUAAAAGUCUAAAUAAGUUGAAGUAAACGGGAUGAAAUGAAAUAAUUUUGAUUAAAUUGAAAAUCAAAUUUCCGAAUAUUCAUGUAUUGCUAUAUAAAGUGAACAAACAAUAUUUAUUUAGCUUUUCCUGCUUUCCUUUGGAUCAAUAUAAAAUCAAUUAAACAAAAAAAAAUAAAAAAUCCAUUUACCAAAAUUGAAAAAAAAAUAUUCAAUUAAUUUUUUUAAGACAAGAAAAUUAAAUUGUUCUAGUUGUUAGCCAUUUUGUCAAUAUUAUUCACUUAAUUAUGGGUUUAAAUCUUCAUAAAUAUUUUUAAUUUUUACAUAAAUAAUUCUUGCGACAACUAUAUUUUUUUUACUAUCGCAUUAAUUAAUUUUUUAUAUUUAUACGAAAUUAUCAUUCGAUCAUUUAUCAAAAAAGUUUGCACUGCCAAUUACUUCUGGCUAAGUAAAAUCCUAUAUACAUAUAGGCAAAGUGUUAUCUCAAUUUUUUAAUAUUGAAAUUGAGAAACUAUUUAGUACCAAAGUUCCGCAUUUAAGUAUAUGAUAAUUAAUAAAUUGGCAAAACAACUUUUAGAUUAAAAUUUAUCUUUAAUGGUAGCAUAAGAAAAAGAAUUGAUUGUCAUCGAUUUUUGAUUCGUUGAAAACAAAGAUUUUUGAAAUUUUUUAAAUAUAAUUAAUCUUCAUAAAUCAGUAUGUUUCAUUUUUUUUAUGAAAAUUUCUUCAAGACCUACAUAUUUAUUAUAUAAAAUAUGUAUUAUA
Molecule: messenger RNA, 4697 nt
Organism: Condylostylus longicornis
Lineage: Eukaryota; Metazoa; Arthropoda; Insecta; Diptera; Dolichopodidae
Gene: Sln
Product: monocarboxylate transporter 12
Exons: 7
Coding region: 1329-3938 (869 amino acids)
Biological process (GO): transmembrane transport; monocarboxylic acid transport
Molecular function (GO): monocarboxylic acid transmembrane transporter activity
Source: RefSeq, a predicted model, not a curated record